UACACUUUAUCUUAAGUUCUUAGCUUAUUAUCAUCUAAAUAAUUUAGUAAAAAGAAAAAAAAAAGAAGAAAACAUUAAAAGAAAGAAAAUACAGCCUCCAUCAACUCUUUCUAUUAAAACACUUAAUCUCUUUGUAUAAGUUAUAAUGGAGUCAUACAUCCUACAAAUUAUCACUAUCCUUUAUGUAAGGCACAUUAUCAUUUUAACUAUAUAGCUAUUGUCUCUUAUUUUCUUAGAAAAGACUGAUGAUUUUUUUUUUUACUUUGUUUUGAUUUUCAAAAUAUGCAGAUAGGAAUAACAGCUACAGAAGCAACUUUUCUUCUUCCGAUAGCAGGUGCAUUACUAGGAGCCGCACAUCAUAGAGGCCAAGGGCAAGGACAAUUUGGGGGUAACCUCAAUUUUGGUCAUCAACUUGGAGGUUCCGGAGGUUUUAAUCUUGGAGGAAAUGCUGGAUUUGGAGGGUCAGGCCAAGCCUCAGGUUCAGGCCAAGGGGCUGGUCAGGGUCAAGCACAAAUCAGUAAACAACUUGGAGCAUCUGGAGGAUUAAAUCUUGGUGGAAACGCUGGAGUUUCAGGCUCAGGCCAAGCUGCAGGCUCAGGUCAAGCCUCAGGUUCAGGCCAAGGGGCUGGUCAGGGUCAAGCGCAAAUUAGUAAACAACUUGGAGCAUCUGGAGGAUUAAAUCUUGGUGGAAACGCUGGAGUUUCAGGCUCAGGCCAAGCCGCAGGCUCAGGUCAAGCCUCAGGUUCAGGCCAAGGGGCUGGUCAGGGUCAAGCGCAAAUUAGUAAACAACUUGGAGCAUCUGUAGGAUUAAAUCUUGGUGCAAACGCUGGAGUUUCAGGCUCAGGCCAAGCUGCAGGCUCAGGUCAAGCCUCAGGUUCAGGCCAAGGGGCUGGUCAGGGUCAAGCGCAAAUUAGUAAACAACUUGGAGCAUCUGGAGGAUUAAAUCUUGGUGGAAACGCUGGAGUUUCAGGCUCAGGCCAAGCUUCAGGUUCAGGCCAAGCAGUAGGUUCAGGGCAAGCUUCAGGUUCAGGCCAAGGAGCAGGUUCAGGACAAGCUUCAGGUUCAGGGAAAACAGCAGGUUCAGGUCAAGCUUCUGGUUCAGGCCAAGCAUCAGGCCAGGGUCAGGCAAAAUUAGGGGGUAACCUUAACUUUAAUCAUCAAAUUGGAGGAUCUGGUGGAUUUAAUUUUGGUGCAAAAAAGGAAUUUUCUGGUUCAGGACAAGUAUCAGGUUCAGGUCACGGGACUGGCCAGGGUCAAACACAAGCAGGUAACGACGUUGACUAUUUUGGUAAAGCAUCAGGAUCAAGCCAAGGGACUGGCCAAUCGUCAAGUUCAAGUCAAGGUCAAGGAUCUAGUCAAUCAUCAGGACAAGUUGCAGGUGCAUCUUCUGGAAAGUCUUCGAGCCAAGCAUCUGACCAAACAUCUGGGAAAUCUUCCGACCAGACAUCUGGCGAAUCUUCAAAGACAUCUUCAGCACAAGGAUCAGGACAAUCAUCAAGUCAAUCCACCGGAACAUCUUCUGGUCAAUCAUCCGAUAAAUCUUCUGGCCAAGGAUCAAGUGAAUCUUCAGCGUCAGGUCUAAAAGAUGAAAAGUCCUCCAAAAAGUCUUCGAGCGAAGCAUCCGGACAAAGUUCUGGAAAAUCUUCUGACCAAACAUCUGGCCAGUCUUCAAAGACAUCUUCAACACAAGGAUCAGGACAAUCAUCAAGUCAAUCUUCGGGAACAUCUUCUGAUCAAGCAUCUGGGAAAUCUUCUGGCCAAGGGAUGAGUGAAUCUUCAUCAUCGGGUAAAAAAGACGAAAAUUCCUCCAAAAAGUCUUCGAAUGAAGCAUCCGGACAAAGUUCUGGAAAAUCUUCUGACCAAACAUCUGGUCAGGCUUCAAAGACAUCUUCAGCACAAGGAUCAGGACAAUCAUCAAGUCAAUCUUCGGGAACAUCUUCUGAUCAAGCAUCUGGGAAAUCUUCUGGCCAAGGAACGAGUGAAUCUUCAUCAUCAGGUCAAAAAGACGAAAAUUCCUCCAAAAAGUCUUCGAGCGAAGCAUCCGGACAAAGUUCUGGAAAAUCUUCUAACCAAACAUCUGGCCAGUCUUCAAAGAAAUCUUCAGCACAAGGAUCAGGACAAUCAUCAAGUCAAUCCUCGGGAACAUCUUCUGAUCAAGCUUCCGGAAAAUCUUCUGGCCAAGGAUCAAGUGAUUCUUCAGCAUCAGGCCAAAAGGAUGAAAAAUCCGCCAAAAAAUCUUCAAGCGAAACAUCUGGACAAAGUUCUGGAAAAUCUUCUGACCAAAAAUCUAGCAAAUCUUCAGAAACAUCUUCAUCUCAAGGACCAAGUCAAGCAUCAGGACCAAGUGUUGAUGAUGCCUCAGGAAAAGGAUUAGACCAAGUAACUGGUGCAUCAUCCAAAAGAUCUUCUAGCCAAGCAUCUGGCAGUUCUUCUAAAUCCUUUUCAGCAUCAGGCCAAGUAGUGGGUGAGUCUUCCGGAAAGUCUUCAGGUCAAGUAUCCAGCCAAAAUUCCGGAAAGUCUUCGGGUCAAUCAUCGAGCCAAACUUCUGGAAAGUUAUCAGAUGAAUCGUCAGGAAAAGGUUCGGCACAAGGGUCAAACAAAGCAUCUAAAAAAUCUUCUGGAUCAUCAUCAAGUCAAGGAUCUGGGCAAUCUUCAGGAAGUUCUUCUGGACAAGGAUCGAGCCAGAAAUCCAGCUCAUCUGGACAAUCUUCAGGAUCAUCUUCUUCACAAGCAUCUGGUCAAUUCUCUAGUCAAACAUCAAAGAGCCACAUCUCAAAACAAGCAUCCAGUAGUUCUUCUUCAAAGUCUUCAAACCAAGCAUCUUCAGGAAAGUGCACAUGUCCUGAUUCAACGAGUGCCCCAUCUGGUCAAUCAUCUAGAAAGCUCUUAGUUAAAGCUCAUUAGAACCACAAUAUAAAGAAUAUAUAGUAGAAUUAUAUACUUCUCUGUUUUAUAGUUUACCAUGUUCUGGCUCUUAUGACAUGCAUGCGUAGAAUAAUUAAGUUGGUUAACGUUAGUUAACUGAAUUCACUAUAUAAAUUUUACAAUUGUAUGGUGAAUCUUACCUACUAUA
Messenger RNA from Beta vulgaris subsp. vulgaris (sugar beet), 3073 nucleotides. RefSeq lists its product as uncharacterized. The transcript has 2 exons. The record is from RefSeq and is a predicted model, not a curated record. The coding region runs from base 283 to 2904 and encodes 873 amino acids. NCBI's taxonomy places the organism in Eukaryota, Viridiplantae, Streptophyta, Magnoliopsida, Caryophyllales, Amaranthaceae.